AUGCCCAUCUGCAUCGAAUGCUCCUAUCCGGUUUCUCACCUGUACAGUACCUACAGCCGUGCUGAUGAUCGAUCGCUGGGCAAAGGCGUGCGCCUGACGCAAUGUCCGCGCUGCCAGCAUUUUGCAGACAAAUAUGUCGAGUAUGACUUUGUCGUUCUGUUUAUUGACCUGGUUUUGAUCAAGCCGCAGGUGUACCGGCAUCUCCUUUUCAACCGGCUCGGAAGAGAUGACAACCAAUUCGAUCGCUCCAUAAUUCGCCUUGGUAUCCUCCUUCUCCUCUUCGACGUCUACCUGACCUGGGCGCGCAUCGAGAAAUCGCAAUCCGUGACCUCUAGUUUCCUCAUCUACACUCCGAUUAUCAUACAAUACUUCUUUUUCCUCACCCUUAAUGCACUCGCGACGCUUGCGCACCAUCUCACCGUUCGUCUGUUGGCAUCCGUGUUGGUUCCCAGGCGUCUUACCGCUGAUAGUGGUAAAAGCAGUGGAGGGAGCGCGGAUAGCGGCACCUUGACGGAUCAACCCUCUAUGUCUCACCCCUCUCCAUCGACCUGCUCGUCUUCCGGUGUCCAAUCUAAGGCACCGCAAGCACAAGCACAUACAACCGCCGCGAAUCCGCCGACGGCAAGCCCACCGAAACUGUCACAACAUGAUUCAGCCUCAGUAUCAUCACCAUCUCUUGUUCGCACCAACAGUGCCUCCGGAAACUUUACUCCUCCCCUUCCACCGCCCCCUCCUGUCGCACCACCCUUAAGGCGAGCUUCCACGGCCCCGAUAACGAACCUCCAACCUCUCCCGCCUCCAGCUCCCGCAAGUCCGACGGCCAUCAGCACCGCCCUCCUAGUCAGCAGCUGCGCAAAGCUCUUCCCAAUCCUCCUCGUCAUUUGGGGCCCAGACGGCAGCGGCGGGAAUAACGCAUCCUCGGAAUCCUACACCCAAAGUCCAGCAGACAUUCACUCGCGGCCUCUGAUUAUAGCUCGACAGCAGGGUGUCCCAACACCGAUAGCGACGCUAGUCCCUGCGGCUACGUCUGCGUUGUCGCCUUCUACUUCAUCACUUACUUCGUUAUUACCUGCUCCGUGGCCAAUGCCUCCGUUAUUCGAGAGCUGGAUUGCCAAAAUAGCCUCGAUGAUGCCGGUUUCUGCGCCGGCGAAUCAAUAUCUGGCUUUGUUCUUGGACUCGAUUGGUUCGCUUUUGUCGUUGGGGGCGGCGGAUACGCAUCUGGUCUUGUUGAGUAACAUUGAGGCAUUGUAUAUCUUACUAGGAUGUGGAUAUCUGCGCGCUGUCGCGUUAGCGGUUGCAGGAUUAGUGGCUCGAUGGGCGGUUCAACGGGUUAUAUUAGGAGCUGUAGGAGUUGGAUAA
This is a messenger RNA of Aspergillus chevalieri, 1359 nucleotides long. It is a transcript of the gene ARV1, whose product is annotated as sterol homeostasis protein ARV1. Lineage: Eukaryota; Fungi; Ascomycota; Eurotiomycetes; Eurotiales; Aspergillaceae. The record is from RefSeq and is a predicted model, not a curated record. The coding region runs from base 1 to 1359 and encodes 452 amino acids. Gene Ontology annotation, cellular component: cortical endoplasmic reticulum; Golgi apparatus. The transcript is spliced from 3 exons. Gene Ontology annotation, biological process: intracellular sterol transport; regulation of plasma membrane sterol distribution; sphingolipid metabolic process.